Molecule: messenger RNA, 1296 nt
Organism: Bombus impatiens (common eastern bumble bee)
Lineage: Eukaryota; Metazoa; Arthropoda; Insecta; Hymenoptera; Apidae
Product: caveolin-3-like
Exons: 4
Coding region: 526-990 (154 amino acids)
Biological process (GO): caveola assembly
Cellular component (GO): caveola
Molecular function (GO): molecular adaptor activity
Source: RefSeq, a predicted model, not a curated record
ACUGAGGAUCGUGAGGUGCGAGCAGAAGGGAGGGGAAAGGACGAAGGAUAUGCCGGUGAAAGAGAAGUGGCACGGCGGUGUAUCGGGGUCAAGUGGCACGAUAGUAGGCAGCGACGAGGCCUACUUUGGCCUGAAACUAGACUGCCGCGCGAAAACACCAUCGAACCGGGCUAUAAUGUUGUGCUCCAGCGUCAAACCGGGGGCCUUUCUAAUCGUGGCCUGUAUUUCGAGCCUCGUUGGAUAUUAUCCUCGUUACCCGGCUGAGCGCUGAGCGUUACGUGUCGCCACGGCAUCGUUGCCCAACAAAUUUCGAUCGUCCAAACAGGGCAUCGAAUACUUUUGUAACGGUGACGCGUAACACGAACCGUCUCGAACCUUCCAUGACCCUCGAUUUCAGUCAUUGGACGUUACUCUCGAGGGAAAGCGGGAAGAAAGCAAGCGGAUCGACGAGAGCGUGACGAAGAUUCGGGUUUGGCGUGAUGUAACGAAGGGAAGCGAGUUUCUUACUUUUCAACUGGUGACGGGAUGGAGAAGGCAGAAUCCUCCAACGAGGACGAUAGCAAUACCGAGCUGGAGGACCGGGACCCUAACAGCUUGAACAAACACCUUCAGGUGAUGUGGGAUGAUGUGAUCGGGGAACCGGAAGGAAUACGCAGUCCGGAGUGCGCGUGGCGUCUAAGCGGUCACUGCUUCCGGUUGUCCAGAAGCUGCUGUUACGUGUUUCUCUCGGUCCUCAUAUCUCCUUUAUUCGCCCUUUGCUUCGGUUUUACGUUUGCCUGCCUCGCGUUUCAGCAUAUAUGGUGUCUGGCGCCAUGCCUCCGCGUUUGGAAGAUCAGCUGUGCGGCGACGAGGAAUUUUCUCAGUGCUGUGACACACGCCAUCGUGAAACCAAUUAUGGAAUCCCUAGGCUAUCUGUUUCACAAUAUUCGGGUGUACAAUCAGAAGUUACCGGAUGGUUUAGCACAAAAAGACGAUAUUCUCGUUGUAUAAAAUCGGAUCAUAAAACGAUAAAGUUUUGCAUUCACAAAUCAUCGAAGUGCCUUUUAAAUCAAUCAGCAACAAUCAGCAUAAAACAUUCCACGAAACAAAUCGCUUCUCUUAACGUACGUUCGUUCGUUUUCCAACCUGGAAUCGUUUCUCAUGUUUCCAUUUCGUGAUUGCAGUUUUAAUGGUUUACGGUGUAGAAUUGUCAGUAGCGCGAUUCUCGUUAAUAUUUGAUCAUUAGAUCUAUAUAUCUAUUGUUAUAAAGUUUUAUAAAUAAAAUAUACUCUAUGAAGAACACCUGUUGGAAGUCAA